This is a messenger RNA of Cannabis sativa, 638 nucleotides long. RefSeq names its product protein RSI-1. The record is from RefSeq and is a predicted model, not a curated record. The transcript is spliced from 3 exons. Bases 78 to 377 code for a protein of 99 amino acids. Lineage: Eukaryota; Viridiplantae; Streptophyta; Magnoliopsida; Rosales; Cannabaceae.
AGAGUUGGCAAUACUAAGAGAUCGAGUUGUUGAGUGAAAAAGCAUCAGAAAGUGUUGGUAUAUAUCUUUGAAAAAUAAUGGCCUCUUCUCGUCCGUACAGCUCCGUCCUCUUUUUGGUGAUUGCUAUGCUUUUUAUAGUCACAUUUUCUCAUGUGGCUGAGGCUCAUGGCCGUCAACAGAAGCUUCGUCCUCAAGACUGCAAGCCAAGAUGUGCUUACCGAUGCUCAGCGACAUCACACAAGAAGCCAUGCAAGUUCUUCUGCGAGAAGUGUUGCGCAACAUGCCUUUGCGUUCCUCCAGGCGUCUACGGCCACAAGGAAACCUGCCCUUGCUACAACAAUUGGAAAACCCAGGAGGGAAAACCCAAGUGCCCCUGAUUAAUUUGUUUAAUUUCUUAAUUAUAUGUUAAGACAAUUAAUAUAUAAUAAUUAUAAUAAUAUUGAUUUGAUAGGGUAUCAGCAUUUACCCUCAAUAUUAAAUAUAUUUUAUAAGUAAUUCAUCCUUUCUACCAAAUCAGGGAUUUUAUUGAAAAAUUUGGUUAGAUUAUUAGGUAAUCAUUAUCUAUUUUAUAUAUGCUGUACUGUUACUAAAUUUGAAUUACAUUGCUAGCUGUUGAAAUUUAUGCUUGACAGUAAGAA